Molecule: messenger RNA, 6310 nt
Organism: Engraulis encrasicolus (European anchovy)
Lineage: Eukaryota; Metazoa; Chordata; Actinopteri; Clupeiformes; Engraulidae
Gene: smarca2
Product: SWI/SNF related, matrix associated, actin dependent regulator of chromatin, subfamily a, member 2
Exons: 34
Coding region: 149-5086 (1645 amino acids)
Biological process (GO): positive regulation of transcription by RNA polymerase II
Cellular component (GO): nucleus
Molecular function (GO): ATP binding; ATP-dependent chromatin remodeler activity; DNA binding
Source: RefSeq, a predicted model, not a curated record
AAAAAACCCAAACUUGAACAUGUCAGCAAAACAGAGGGGGAGGAGAUCAUCUGAGGGCAGCAGUCAUAUUUGAAGAGCAAAUUAUGAUCUGAGGUUUCUAAGUCGAUAAUUUUCUCAGGAAAGUAGGUCAAACGGUUCCAGCAAGUACAUGUCCACACCCACAGACCCAUCUGGUGGCAUGUCCCACCCUGGACCUUCCCCGGGCCCCGGCAUGUCUCCUGGCCCUAUCUUGGGCCCUAGUCCCGGCCCAGGCCCCUCUCCCGGGUCAGUGCACAGCAUGAUGGGCCCCAGCCCGGGGCCUCCCAGCGGACCCCAUAGCAUGCAGAGUCAGGGGCCUGGAGAUUAUCCCCCGGAGGGAAUGCAUCAAAUGCAUAAGCCCAUGGAGGGGAUGGGGGAGGAGAUGCACUUCGGGCAGAUGAAGAACGUGGGCAUGAGGACCCUCCACAGUGGCAUGGGCCCCCCUCAGAGCCCCAUGGAUCAGCACAGCCAAGGCUACAUGUCUCCCCACCCCUCGCCCAUGGGGGUCUCUGAGCACGUGCCCAGCCCCAUGUCCAGCGGGGUUCCCACGCCUCCCCAGAUGGCCCCUGGUGGUGCCCAGCAGCAGCAGCAGCAGCAGGGUGGCCCCCCGAUGAUGCCCAUGGACCCUCAGGCGGCGGCGGCGAUGGGGCAGCCGGGCCGCGCACCCUCCUGCUUCAGCCCUGUGCAGCUGCAGCAGCUGCGGGCCCAGAUCCUGGCCUACAAGAUCCUGGGCCGCGGGCAGCCCCUGCCGGAGAACCUGCAGCUGGCCGUGCAGGGCAAGAGGAGCCUGCCCACCAUGCAGCAGCCCUCCGUGUCCGGACCCAACGCCGGGCCCUACAGCCGCCAACCAGGUAUGCCUAUGCCUCCUAUGGGUGGAGGAGCAGCCCCUGGGCCCUGCCCAACACCCGGCAUGCAGGGCCACGGCCAAAGCCCUGGCCAGAAGCCCUGGCAGGAGGCAGGCCAGGGUCCCGGUGGUGAACCUUCCACAGGCCCCCAGAAGCACCCGAUGUCAAGCCCCACUGGGCGUCCAUCCCCUGCGCCCCCCUCCUCCACCCAGCUGACACCGCAGCAGCCCAUGGCUGGCACGUCCGGUGGGGGACCGCAGCAUCAGCACCAGCAUCCACACCAACACCAACACCCACACCCACAGCAACAGCAGCAGCAGCCUCAGCAUCAGCUGGCCCAGCAGCCUUCUACCCAGCAGCAUCAGCAUCAGCUCCAGCAGCCGCAGCAAACUCUCCAGCAGCAGCAGCAGCAGCAGCAGCAGCAGCAGCAGCAGCCGGGUCACCCCUCCCUCAUCAUCCAGCUGCAGCAGAAGCAGAACCGCAUCACCCCCAUCCAGAAGCCCCACGGCCUGGACCCGGUGGAGAUCCUGCAGGAGCGCGAGUACAGGCUGCAGGCCAGGAUAGCUCACCGCAUCCAGGAGCUGGAGAGCCUGCCGGGCUCCCUGCCCCCAGACCUGCGCACCAAAGCCACGGUGGAGCUCAAGGCACUCAGGCUGCUUAACUUCCAGCGGCAGCUGAGGCAGGACGUGGUGUCGUGCAUGCGUCGGGACACGACUCUGGAGACGGCGCUGAACUCCAAGGCCUACAAGCGCAGCAAGAGGCAGACGCUGAGAGAGGCCCGCAUGACCGAGAAGCUGGAGAAGCAGCAGAAGAUAGAGCUGGAGAGGAAACGCCGGCAGAAACAUCAGGAGUACCUGAACAGCAUCCUGCAGCAUGCCAAGGACUUCAAGGAGUUCCACCGCUCCAUCACCGGCAAGAUGCAGAAGCUGACCAAGGCCGUGGCCACGUGGCACGCCAACACGGAGCGCGAGCAGAAGAAGGAGACGGAGCGCAUCGAGAAGGAGAGGAUGAGGAGGCUGAUGGCUGAGGAUGAGGAGGGCUACCGUAAGCUGAUUGACCAGAAGAAGGACAAGCGGCUGGCCUACCUGCUGCAGCAGACGGAUGAGUACGUGGCCAACCUCACCACCCUGGUCUACCAGCACAAGGCAGCGCAGGCCGCCAAGGACAAGAAGAAGAAGAGGAAGAAGAAGAAGUCACAGAAAUUGGACGAGAAUGCUGAAGGACUGGGAGCCAUCGGUCCUGAUGGAGAGCCAAUGGACGAGAGCAGUCAGAUGAGUGAGUUGCCGGUGAAGGUGAUCCAGACGGAGACUGGCAAGGUGCUGCAGGGCACCGAUGCCCCCAAGUCCAGUCAGCUGGAGGCCUGGCUGGAGAUGAACCCUGGCUAUGAAGUGGCCCCGCGCUCGGACAGUGAGGAGAGCGGCUCAGAGUUUGAGGAGGAGGAUGAGGACGAGGCCACCUCCCACCCGGACUCCGAGGAGAGGAAGAGCACGGAGCCCAACGAGGACCCGGUGUCCGAAACGGCCACCAAGCACAUCAUCGACUCUGCGAAGCAGGACGUGGAUGACGAGUAUGAGAUGCAGGCGGAAUCCAGUCUUCAGUCCUAUUACGGGGUGGCUCACGCCAUCAUCGAGAAGGUGGAGAGGCAGUCCUCCCUGCUGGUCAACGGCACACUCAAGCACUACCAGAUCCAGGGCCUGGAGUGGAUGGUGUCCCUGUACAACAACAACCUGAACGGCAUCCUGGCGGAUGAGAUGGGUCUGGGCAAGACCAUCCAGACCAUCGCCCUCAUCACCUACCUGAUGGAGCUCAAGAGGCUCAACGGGCCCUACCUCAUCAUCGUGCCCCUCUCAACUCUAUCCAACUGGACGUAUGAACUUGACAAGUGGGCGCCAACCAUUGUCAAAAUUGCAUACAAGGGCACACCCUCCCUGCGCCGCGGCCUGCUGCCUCAACUGCGCAGCGGCAAGUUUAAUGUGCUGCUGACCACCUACGAAUACAUCAUCAAGGACAAGCAAAUCCUGGCCAAGAUCCGCUGGAAGUACAUGAUCGUGGACGAGGGCCACCGCAUGAAGAACCACCACUGCAAGCUGACUCAGGUGCUGAACACGCACUACGUGGCGCCGCGCCGCCUGCUGCUGACCGGCACGCCGCUGCAGAACAAGCUGCCCGAGCUCUGGGCCCUGCUCAACUUCCUGCUGCCCACCAUCUUCAAGAGCUGCAGCACCUUCGAGCAGUGGUUCAACGCCCCCUUCGCCAUGACCGGGGAGAGGGUGGACUUGAAUGAGGAGGAGACCAUUCUGAUCAUCCGGCGCCUCCACAAGGUGCUGCGGCCCUUCCUGCUGCGCCGCCUCAAGAAGGAGGUGGAAUCCCAGCUCCCCGAGAAGGUGGAGUACGUCAUCAAGUGUGACAUGUCGGCCAUCCAGAAGGUUCUGUACCGCCACAUGCAGGGCAGGGGCAUCCUGCUGACGGACGGCUCUGAGAAGGACAAGAAGGGCAAAGGGGGAGCGAAGACCUUGAUGAACACCAUCAUGCAGCUGAAGAAGAUCUGCAACCACCCCUACAUGUUCCAGCAUAUCGAGGAAUCCUUUGCGGAGCACUUGGGAUAUCCAAAUGGCAUCAUCAAUGGGCAUGAGUUGUAUCGGGCGUCUGGCAAGUUUGAGUUGCUGGACCGCAUCCUGCCCAAGCUGCAGGCCACCAACCACCGCGUGCUGCUCUUCUGCCAGAUGACCUCCCUCAUGACCAUCAUGGAGGACUACUUUGGCUACCGCAACUUCAAGUACCUGCGCCUGGACGGCACCACCAAGUCGGAGGACCGUGCGUCUCUGCUGAAGAAGUUCAACGAGGAGGACUCCCCCUACUUCGUCUUCCUGCUCAGCACGCGUGCCGGGGGCCUGGGACUCAACCUGCAGGCUGCCGACACCGUUGUCAUCUUCGACAGCGAUUGGAACCCCCACCAGGACCUGCAGGCUCAGGACCGUGCCCACCGCAUCGGUCAGCAGAACGAGGUGCGCGUGCUGCGCCUCUGCACGGUCAACAGCGUGGAGGAGAAGAUCCUGGCGGCCGCCAAGUACAAGCUGAACGUGGACCAGAAGGUCAUCCAGGCCGGCAUGUUCGACCAGAAGUCCUCCAGCCACGAGAGGAGAGCCUUCCUGCAGGCCAUCCUGGAGCACGAGGAGCAGAACGAGGAGGAAGACGAGGUCCCGGACGAUGAGACACUCAACCAGAUGAUCGCCAGGAAUGAGGACGAGUUUGAGCUCUUCAUGCGCAUGGACCUGGACCGGAGGCGCGAGGACGCCCGCAACCCCAAGCGCAAGCCGCGGCUGAUGGAGGAGGACGAGCUGCCGUCGUGGAUCGUCAAGGACGAUGCGGAGGUGGAGCGGCUCACCUGCGAGGACGAGGAGGAGAAGAUGUUUGGCCGCGGCUCACGCAGCCGCCGCGACGUGGACUACAGCGACGCACUCACCGAGAAGCAGUGGCUCAGGGCGAUCGAAGAUGGCAACCUGGAGGAGAUGGAGGAGGAGAUCCGCCUGAAGAAGCGCAAGCGGAAACGGAGACACAGCGGCGACAAGGAGGCCCGGCGGGAGAGGGAGAGGGAGAGGGAGAGCGGCGAAAAGGCCAAGAAGAAGCGCGGCCGGCCUCCCGCUGAGAAGCUCUCGCCCAACCCCCCCAAACUCACCAAGCAGAUGACCGCCAUCGUGGAGACCGUGGUCAACUACAAGGACAAUGCUGGACGACAACUUAGUGAGGUCUUUGUGCAGCUGCCCUCUCGCAAGGAGCUCCCCGAGUACUAUGAGCUGAUAAGGAAGCCGGUGGACUUCAAGAAGAUCAAGGAGCGCGUGCGUAACCACAAGUACCGCAGUGUCAGCGACCUGGAGAAGGAUGUCAUGCUGCUCUGUCACAACGCGCAGACUUACAACCUGGAGGGCUCACAGAUCUAUGAAGACUCCAUCGUGCUACAGUCUGUCUUCAAGAGCGCCAGGCAGAAGAUUGCAAAGGUGGAGGAGAGCGAUGAUGACAGUGAUGACGAUGACGAGGAGUCAGAAGCCGAGUCCAAGUCAGUGAGGGUAAAGAUCAAGCUGAGCAAGCGAGAGGAGCGCAGCCAUGACAAAGGGAAGAAGAGACAGAGUCGUGCCAAGGCCAAGCCUGUCGUCAGCGAUGAGGACAGUGACGAGGAGCCCGAGGACAAGGACCAGUCGGACGGGAGCAAGAGUGAGGAUGAGUGAGGAGCAAGACGGCUGAUGCCUGACCUCUCUAUCCAUCUGCCUGACUCGUUGCAUCAUCUGUUUGUUCUAUUGCCCCCUCCCCCCUCCCUCCCUCCCUUACCUGCAGAAUCCACACAUGUUCAUAUCCCCCAAACUGUUUGUAUUCCAGUGUUAGUUUGCUCAUGUGUGAAGAUGUGUGAACAGAGUAUUCGGCGGGGUUGUGAACACAGUAUUCACACCUGACACUAGCGACAGCCAAGGGUGCCCCGCAUGCAAUGGGAAAAGGCAGCACCCAACAGGGCUAUGGAUUCAUAUACAGUACAUAUCUACCCAAGCUCCUCAGGGGCUGGCAGAUGCAUUUAGAACACCUGUACAUAGUUCAGCUUCAUCAGUACUUGAAAAAGUUUAAAAAAAAAAAAAAAGCUUGCAAAAAAUAGGAGUUUUAUUUGUGGUUUGAUAUAUGAAUGAAGAAAAAAAAAGCCAGCGUUUUUAAAUAUGCAUAGUGUAUACUUCAAAUAUUUUAUAAGAAAUGAAUUUAUCCCAGCAGUAUAGUUUUGGAGGAUUUUAGCGAAUGAAAUUGUGUCAAAGCACCCCACGUUCCCUUCUGUGGCCCCUUAAGGAAGGGUUUUUAUCUGACGAUUGUACACCUGCAUUCAUUUUUAAUUUGGCACGCCACAGCUGUGGCGUCUCAGCAGUCAGGCUGAGGCCGCCCGAGGGACGGCUUCUCAAUGAUUCAAAUCGGGCGGCGAAAAACAGAUUUGUCUGUUUCUGUCUGAUAACAGCACUUAUCGACUCAGCUCAUUGUUGAAUAACCCAAUGCCUCGUGGCUAUGGAUAUUUUUAUACUUGUGUGUUUAAAGAAGAAUCGUUUUCCUUUCUUCCUCUUGUAUGGCUGAGUGUAUUUUCAACAAUUACCCAUUGUUUUCCUUCAUAUAAUAUCGCUAACAAUACUCUUCAAAAAAUGAGGGACGUUUCUCAUGAUAGUCUGCUCCUCUGUUAGUUUUGGUCAUACUUAGCCCUGAGCGAGCACUUACUCUUUUGCCUCAAUGUUUUGCUGACUUUUGCAGUAUUGUUGCCAACUGUGUGUCUGCUCUUUUUUGACGCGUGUAUUUUGGAUGUGAGGCCUGUUCUUAUCAUCCCUCUGUAUGUGAAAAUUGAUCUUUUCUUUUGCUUUCUUUGCACAACGUUGUCUUUGUGGUUGUAUUCCCAGCACCCCAAAGCAAAUAAAAAAUCUGUCUAAAAUUGA